AUGUCUCCAGCCGAAGAUGGUAUCAAGCUGGGAGAUCGAUCUCCAAAUCGAGUCGACUCGAAUCCAGAUAGUCCUGUGACACUCAACGACAAGACACAGGCAGACGCAGCAGUCGACCCGACGUCCGACGAAAAUGCACCCAAAUCCGGUGGUCGUGGAUGGGCCUUUUGGGCCAUUUUCGCCAGCUUGUCCGUCACAGCCCUCUUGAGCUCCAUGGAAGGCGGUAUUAUGUCUACGGCUCUACCUGCGAUUUCGCGUGCUGUAGAUGCCGAAAGGGACUACAUCUGGGUUGUGAACGUUUACUUUCUCACCAGCAUGGACAUCUCAGACAUUUGGGGCAGACGGUGGCCAAUGUUGGCUUCCGUGGUCAUCUUCGCCGCAGGAUCGGCUGUCUGUGGUGCCGCCAACAACGCGGCGACACUCAUUGGUGGGCGAGCGGUACAAGGACUCGGUGCCGCUGGCAUCAACACUCUCGUGGAGAUCAUCCUUUGCGACCUCUUACCCCUGAGAGAGCGCGGACAAUUCAUGGGACUCCUCUUCCUAUUCAUUGUCAUUGGCUCUGUGCUGGGACCCUUCCUUGGCGGCAUCAUCGUCCAACGGACAUCCUGGCGAUGGGUCUUCUAUCUGAACUUGCCAAUUUGCGGAGUCUGCCUCGCCCUCCUCUUCUUUUCCCUGAACCUCAAGCACCGCAGCGACGAAGAUUCGACACCACUGGAAAAGCUAAAGAGGAUUGACGUUGUCGGUCUCCUUCUUCUGUGCGCAUCCGUUACGUCACUUCUAUAUGGUCUUACGUACGGCGGCGGAUCAAAGUACGCGUGGUCCCACCCAGUCAUUAUAAUCACACUGGUGCUGGGUGUCAUCGGUCACGGCUUAUUUAUCGGCUUCGAGGCAUCGCCUUGGUGUCCUCAUCCAGCUUUGCCGAUAUCACUGUUCCAGAAUAGAACGUCUGUGGCCGCCUACGUGGCCGAAGCCGUGCAGAUCCUGGUAUCAUACGGCGCUCUUUACUUCCUCCCGCUCUACUUCCAGUCAACGCUUCUGGUGUAUCCCGAAAGAUCCGGAAUUCUGCUCCUACCGUUCUCGAUCUUGUUUUGCAUAUCUGCUGCUGUCGGUGGUGCUCUAGUCACCAAUAUGGGCAAAUUCCGUAUGGUACAUAUCGGCAGCUUUGCACUGAUGACGGUCAUGAUGGGCGUUUUCACCUUGCUCAACCGUAACACCCACCUCGCUGUAAUAGCAAUCACGGGGAUUAUCACGGGUAUCAGCGUCGGCCUUCCCAACGCCUCCAUCUUGACCGCGGUUCAAGCCGCGCUGCCAGACUCGCUCAACGCGGCCAGCACCAGCGCAUUCGCCUUCAUCAGAAGUAUAUCAACUGUCUUCGCUAUCACAAUCCCGGCUGCCAUCUUCAACAGUCGAUUUGACGAACUGCUCUCGUCGUCCACCCUGGACAGCAAUGCGAGGACAAGCUUGGGCCUUGGCCAGGCAUACCAGCAGGCGUCACGAGAUUUUGUUCGUUCCUUCCCUGACGUGGUGCAGAACGAAAUCAUCGGCCUGUACGAGGUGAGCCUACAACGCGUCUGGCAGGUGCUCAUCGCGAUCGCGGGUCUUGGGGUUAUUGCGUCUUUGAUAGAGAAAGACCUGGAGUGUCGCACUGAACAAACAACAGAGGAAUUUGGUCUGAAAGAGGAAAAGCCGGGCCAGACAUCUUCCAAUGGUGAGGUAUAG
Colletotrichum gloeosporioides is the source of this 1719-nucleotide messenger RNA. RefSeq names its product MFS efflux transporter aclA. Gene Ontology annotation, biological process: transmembrane transport. The coding region runs from base 1 to 1719 and encodes 572 amino acids. Lineage: Eukaryota; Fungi; Ascomycota; Sordariomycetes; Glomerellales; Glomerellaceae. The transcript is spliced from 3 exons. The record is from RefSeq and is a predicted model, not a curated record. Gene Ontology annotation, molecular function: transmembrane transporter activity. Gene Ontology annotation, cellular component: membrane.